Molecule: messenger RNA, 1575 nt
Organism: Drepanopeziza brunnea f. sp. 'multigermtubi' MB_m1
Lineage: Eukaryota; Fungi; Ascomycota; Leotiomycetes; Helotiales; Drepanopezizaceae
Biological process (GO): regulation of DNA-templated transcription; nuclear-transcribed mRNA poly(A) tail shortening
Cellular component (GO): P-body; CCR4-NOT core complex
Source: RefSeq, a predicted model, not a curated record
AUGAAUCGACCAGCUGUCGGACCCCAAGCCCUACGUGGCCUGCCACCAAACGGCUUCACAUCUCAACAACACAUUCCCCAGAACAGGAAUAUAUCGAGCAGGGUGCCGCCUGGAGGAAAGAUGGCUAGCAAUGGGGCAACCUGGGGAUUUGGCGCGGUACCUAUGGGAAGCGCAGGACUUGGGAAUCCACGCUCUAAUAACCCCAUGGCGAGUUUUGCGCAGACGAUUGGAGGCUCUUCACAACCUUCGACGCCCCUGGAUCUGUCCGAAUUCCCGUCUUUAUCAAACAACCAGGCCCAACCUAGCCAAGCCGCAUGGGCUGCGUCUGGAAACCGGAAUCUUGGGCCCUCGGCGAAUAUGCGACUUCAGCAACAGCCGGGCAUAUCAUCUCAACAGCAACUGAACAACCAACAGCAGACACAGCAGCAGCACGACGACCUGUUCAGCCCAUCUUCGCAACUGCCGAGCGGUCAGGGAGGGUUUCGAUUUGGGAACCAAAACGCGGUUGGUCAGGCCUCGCAGUCCAAUCCGGUGGACGAAUUCCCGCCUCUGAAUCGGAAUGCGAACGGGGAAAUAGGCCAGGAUCGGAUAUCGAAUGCCGGCUUUGGUGCUCAGCAGAACGGAUUGGGUUUUGGGUCCGCGAAUCCUCCUCAGCAAAGCCGGAACAACGGCCUGCUGAGCGCGUUAUCGGGGAGCAGUCGAGUAACUUCGGGAAAUCGGGUUGCUUCACCAGGAAGCAUAUCUGGCCUUUCGAAUUCGAGAGCUGCGAUUGAAUCGAGUCGGCAAGGACAGGGUGUGGCUGAGAACAACGCGAACAAAUUUGCAAGCGCGCAGUUCAACUCGUCUAUACAACAACCUCAAGCCCAACCUCAACGAGAAGAAAACAAAAUACCGUCGCCCAACAUGUCCCGGACGGACGUGCCACCGCAGCAAGAAGCGGCGCGCUCGCAAAACAUAAACUCCUCUGUCAGCUCUUCACACAGCAAUGCGGAUGAAUCUGGUCUCGAGGUUCAGGAUCCGCUGCCUGGCAUGACCGAGAUGGAUAGGUGGGGUCUCAAAGGCUUCUCAUUCAUGAUGAACAACUUCCCCGACUAUGCCGCGCUGGUAACAGGGACUGAAAUGGCAACCUUUGGGCUCGACUUGAACUCUUCCGAAAACAUCUCGUCUCAAGGCUUCUCUCUCUGGGACAAUGAACAACCUAGACCCAUGGUUCCUCGCUUUACGUUGCCCGAGUGCUACACAGUCGAAAAUAUCGCACAGCUUGAUACCAAGAUGGACAACCUGAACGACGAGGCGUUAAUCUUCAUGUUCUACAGCAACCCAGGAGACCUCCACCAACUUAUGGCUGCUCAUCAACUUCAUCACCGUAACUGGCGCUACCACAAGAAGCUGCAAUUGUGGCUGACCAAAGACGACGUAAUGGUUCCUCAGCCAUUAGGAAAUGGUACCGAACGUGGCUAUUACAUCUUCUUUGACAUCAAGCAAUGGCACCGAGAGCGACGCGAGUUCACUCUUAUCUAUGAUGAUUUGGAGAACCCCCAAGCCAUCGCGAAUUUCUCUCGAACUGUUGUUUAA